Geosmithia morbida is the source of this 1425-nucleotide messenger RNA. Its product is annotated as mitochondrial-processing peptidase subunit beta. Gene Ontology annotation, molecular function: metal ion binding; metalloendopeptidase activity. The transcript has 5 exons. Gene Ontology annotation, cellular component: mitochondrion. The coding region runs from base 1 to 1425 and encodes 474 amino acids. Lineage: Eukaryota; Fungi; Ascomycota; Sordariomycetes; Hypocreales; Bionectriaceae. The record is from RefSeq and is a predicted model, not a curated record.
AUGGCGUCACGGAGACUAGCUUUGAACCUCUCGAGGGGUCUGCGGCCCCGUGCUGGUCUGUCUGCUACUGGACUCUGGAAGCGUGGCUUUGCGACGCCCGCCUUCAACAACAAGACCCAGACGACCACCCUGAAGAACGGUCUCACGGUCGCUACGAACUACUCGCCAUGGGCGCAGACCUCGACUGUCGGCGUCUGGGUCGACGCCGGUUCCCGUGCUGAGACCGACGAGACUAGCGGUACCGCACACUUUCUCGAGCACCUGGCCUUCAAGGGCACUGGAAAGCGUACUCAGCACCAGCUGGAGCUCGAGGUUGAGAACCUAGGCGGCCACCUCAACGCCUACACUUCGCGCGAGAACACCGUCUUCUUUGCAAAGGCCUUCAACUCCGACGUCCCCCAGUUUGUCGACAUUCUCUCCGACAUUCUGCAGAACUCCAAGCUCGAGGCUUCCGCCAUCGAGCGCGAGCGCGACGUCAUCCUCCGCGAGUCCGAGGAGGUUGAGAAGCAGGUCGAGGAGGUUGUCUUUGAUCACCUCCACGCCACUGCCUUCCAGCACCAGGCCCUGGGCCGCACCAUCCUGGGCCCCCGCCAGAACAUCCGCGACAUCACCCGCACCGAGCUUGUUAACUACAUCAAGAACAACUACACUGCUGAGCGCAUGGUCCUCGUGAACUCCGGCGGUGUUCCCCACGAGAAGCUCGUCGACCUUGCCGAGAAGCACUUCGCCGGCCUCCCCACCAACGGCCCUGAGACCCAGGCUUCUAUCCUCUCCAAGAAGCAGACCGACUUCAUCGGCUCUGAUGUUCGCGUUCGUGACGACACCAUGGGCACUGCCAACAUCGCCCUGGCUGUCGAGGGUGUCAGCUGGGACUCCGAGGAUUACUUCACCGCCCUCGUCACCCAGGCCAUUGUCGGCAACUACGACAAGGCCAUGGGCAACGCUCCCCACCAGGGCAGCAAGCUCAGCGGCAUUGUUCACAAGUAUGACAUUGCCAACAGCUUCAUGAGCUUCUCUACCAGCUACAGCGACACUGGUCUCUGGGGUAUCUACCUCUCCACCGACAAGAUUGACCGUGUCGACGACGUCGUCCACUUCGCUCUCCGCGAGUGGAUCCGCCUUUGCUCUAACGUCAAAGAGGCCGAGGUCGAGCGCGCCAAGGCCCAGCUCAAGGCUUCGAUCCUCCUGUCCCUGGACGGCACCACCGCCGUUGCCGAGGACGUCGGCCGCCAGCUCAUCAGCACCGGCCGCCGCAUGGAGCCCGCCGAGAUUGAGCGCAAGAUCGACGCCAUCACCGAGAAGGAGGUCAUGGACUUUGCCAACCGCAAGAUCUGGGACCAGGACCUCGCCAUCAGCGCCGUCGGCAACAUCGAGGCUCUCUUCGACUACCAGCGCCUGAGGAACGAGUUGAAGCCCAAGUUCUAA